UCCACCAAGUCUGUUUUUUAUGCUCAGAACUUGAAUCACUCGAAAGCAUAACCCGAUACCUCAACAGCAACAAUAUGCAUCAUCCUCUGUUUUUUAUUCUUAUAUCCUGUACGUUAUUCCAUGGUCUGAUCAUCUUUGCCAUUUCUUCUACCAUUAAUUCACCUAUUGAGAACAUAGCCAUUUCGUGUGGUUCUUCUGGCACUGCGCCUGAUGGACGCGUGUGGGUUGGAGACAAUACCAAGCCUUCUUCUACAUUGCUGCACUUGAAUGGAGUAUCCUGGACGUCUAGAGCCCAGCAAAAAGCUUCUCUCAUGAUUGAUCCAGUUCCAUAUCAGACAGCUCGGACCUCUCGCCAUGAGUUCAGCUACCGGUUCUCAGUCAAGCCAGGCCAGAAAUUUAUCCGCUUGCACUUCAACCCAGCGCCUUACAAGGGUUUCAAGAAGUCCAUAGCCCUUUUUACUGUCAAAGCUGGUCCAUACACUCUCCUAAGCAAUUUCAGCCCUUCCCUCACUGCUGAUGCUCUAGGUGUCAAAUUUCUCAACAAGGAAUACUGCGUUAAUGUACAGGAAAGUGAAGCGUUGACUAUAAUAUUCACCCCAUCCCAAGAAACAAAGUCCCCAGAAGAUGUUUAUGCUUUUGUCAAUGGCAUUGAGAUUGUCUCCAUGCCUACUGGUCUUUACUUCACCCCAGAGGGAGACCUGGGUGCCCAUGUUGUUGGCCAAAAGCACAGAUUCUACAUUGAUACUGCUACAGCACUGCAGAUGAUUCAGAGAUUAAAUGUCGGUGGACAGUCAAUUCCAUCUAUUGAAGACGUUAGCAUGUUUCGUGACUGGAAAGAUGACUUCAACUACCUGUUAAAUGGAGUUGGUGCUGCUUCAAUUGAUACCACCAUUCCAAUCGAGUAUGCAGACAUGCUGACACAUGCUGCACCUCCCAAAGUUUACCAAACAGCAAGGUCAGUGCAUCCAGGCAAUCAGCAGCUCAUUGUUCAUAACCUCACGUGGACAAUUCCAGUAAAUUUAGGAUUCAGGUACCUAGUCAGGCUCCAUUUCUGUGAAUUUGAACCUGAAAUAUCAGCAAGAGGUGAAAGGCAAUUCAGUAUACUUAUAAAUAAUCAGAUAGCCGAAUAUAAUGCUGAUGUGAUCAAAUGGAGUGGUGGAAAUGGGAUUGCAGUGUACAAAGACUACAUUGCAAUGAUGGAAGGUGAUAGAAUGAAAGGUACAGGCACUCUAGUCAUAAGUUUGCAGCCCAACUCUGAGUUCAGCACUAAAAGAACUGACGGCAUUCUGAAUGGCUUAGAAAUAUUCAAGCUAAGUAAUCCUGACAACUAUCUUGUGGGAAUGAAUCCUGUCCCCCAACACAAACAAAGUUCAGUGUCAGAGAUGCCGCGUCGCCAAAGACCAGUGUUUUUUGAUAGAAAGAGUGCAAUUGUUACUGCAUUCACAGUAGCAGUCACUUUACUGAAUAUUGCCAUCUAUUACCUAAGGUGUCUCUCAGAAGCUAACUCCAACAUGAGAAACACAAGAUCUCGUUGCACAGACCCAGCUUGUCAUCAAUUCUCACUUGAGGAGAUCCAACUAUCCACCAGCAAUUUCAGUCCUGAGUUCUUGAUUGGAAGGGGUGGAUAUGGCAAUGUGUACAAGGGCACUAUACAUGGCAGUGCAACUACUGUAGCAAUUAAGCGUUUGAAGGAAGGGUCCAAGCAGGGAGAGGGGGAGUUUUGGACAGAGAUCAAAAUGCUAUCAAAGGUCCGAAAUGAACACCUUGUCUCCCUAAUUGGCUUUUGCAAUGAAGGUAUAGAGAGGGUGUUGGUUUAUGAGUACAUGCCACGAGGAACUGUUGCAGACCAUCUUCACAAAAUUGAUAGAAUGGGGAACGGUAACCCCCCUCUCUCUUGGAAAAGACGACUCAAGAUUUCAAUAGGUGCUGCCCGGGGAUUACAUUUCCUUCACACCUCCCAGCAUAAGGUUAUACAUCGUGACGUAAAAAGCUCAAACAUUCUGUUGGAUGAGAGUUGGGUGGCAAAGAUUUCAGAUUUUGGUUUGUCCAAAAUGGGGCCUGGAAAUGAGUCCUUCACUCAUGUUAGUACUGAUGUCAAAGGAACAUAUGGCUACUUGGAUCCUGAAUACCACUUGACCCGCAGAUUGACAACAAAAUCUGACGUGUAUGCUUUUGGGGUAGUGCUGCUUGAAGUGCUCACCGGGAGGCCAGCAUUGGAUAAGAGGCUUGUUGAGGAGGGGCACAAUCUAGCUACAUGGGCCAUAGACUACAUGAGAAAAGGAAAAGUAAAUGAUAUUGUAGACAGCACUCUGGCAGGGCAAGUCUCCCAAAUUUGUUUGAAGGUGUUUGUAGAAAUUGCAGGAAGAUGCUUGCGCAAACAGCCACAUGAACGACCAGAUAUGGCUGAUGUGCUCACCAACCUUGAAUUAGUGUUGGCAUUACUACAAAAGGAGGGGGUAGAAGAUGAGGUCAUGAGUAUUGAGAGUGUUUGCAGUGAUGGUGUCAUCUCGUUUGAUGAGCUAUGUGGAGAUCUCUUAGCAGAGAAUAUGGAAAAUGCCACCACUGAAGCAACGCCUUAUAAAGGAAAAGGCAAAGGUAUUUCCAUUGAAAAGGUGAAGAAGGACAGCACUUCCAAAACAAAAACAUCAAUUCGAUGGUGGGAUUUUUUGUGGUUCCAUCCAAAACAAUCACCAAGGACAAAAACUUCACCAACACAACCAAGAAUCCCAAAACAGUCAUCGAAGAAAAAAGUUUUCUCUACGCAGUUGCAAGGACUCCAUCGCUUCUCUCUCCAGGAAAUCAAACAGGCAACUGACAAUUUCAACCAGAGUUUUAUUAUUGGUCUUGGGGAAGCUGAUAAGGUGUACAUUGGAUUUCUAAAUGGUGGUAAAAAUAUUGUAGCCAUCAGAAGGGCCAGCACUGCUUAUUCAAUACGUUGCAUGGCUCAUGAGUUGCAAUCAAAACUAGAUAACCUCCCUUUGCCCAACCAUGCUAAUGUUCUCUCUCUAAUUGGAUAUUGCAAUCCUGAUGCAGAAAUUAUUCUUGUAUACAGUUACAUGGCAAAUGGGAGUCUGCAAGAUCAUCUCCAUGACCCUGACAAGGCUCCCCUCCCAUGGAAGCAGAGGCUUAAAAUCUGCAUUGAUGCUGGACAUGGUUUGUGCUACCUUCAGCCUAUCUUGAAGCAGAGUAUUCUCCAUCGUGAAUUCAACUCAACCAACAUUCUACUGGAUGAGAAUUGGGUUGCUAAAGUUUCAGACUUUGGUUGGUCUAAAAAUAAAGGCAACAGUCAUGUUCCUAGAGCUGUUGUAGGUCGUUUGGGAUUUUUGGAUUCAGACUAUGUACGCGAUACAACAUCAACAGAAAAAUCUUAUGCAUAUGCAUUUGGUUUACUUUUGAUCGAAGUAUUAUGUGCCAACAAUGAAUUGAUACUCUGGGACCAGGAUCGGGAGAGUAUAGCCAGCUUGUUCAAGUCAUGUAUAGAAGGUAGCCUUUCAAGAUGUAUAGACCCAUACCUCAUUGGGAAAAUAUCACCAGACUGCCUUCGGAUGUUUGUUGAUACUGCAAGCAGCUGUCUGCAAGACCAAGGUAGUAAAAGACCAUCACUGAGUGAGGUCGUGACAAGUCUGAAGGCUGCACUCGAGCUGCAAGAAGCAGCAGAUGGUAAUAACAAGGGGUUUUAGGCUCUCUGAAGUAGACCUGAAAAGGUAAAUAAAACCCAUGUCAUUGUACUGAAAUUGCUCUAGUCUAUCAAUGCCAUAUGAUAUCAGAAUCCAAGAGUGAAAUGGAAAUGCAUCUUUCAGAAACAAAACUUCCUUUUGUAGCUGAAUAUGCUUGUUGGGUUCCUUACAUUCUAUACUAGUCAUGCUAGCUUUCACAAAAGCAAGUUCACACUCUCUUUCCUCUGCUUACUAUGAUUUUUUGUCUUUUGGCA
Ipomoea triloba (trilobed morning glory) is the source of this 3931-nucleotide messenger RNA. RefSeq names its product putative receptor-like protein kinase At5g39000. Gene Ontology annotation, cellular component: plasma membrane; plasmodesma. The record is from RefSeq and is a predicted model, not a curated record. The coding region runs from base 75 to 3680 and encodes 1201 amino acids. Gene Ontology annotation, molecular function: transmembrane receptor protein tyrosine kinase activity; ATP binding. The transcript has a single exon. Gene Ontology annotation, biological process: protein autophosphorylation. Lineage: Eukaryota; Viridiplantae; Streptophyta; Magnoliopsida; Solanales; Convolvulaceae.